Molecule: messenger RNA, 605 nt
Organism: Musca domestica (house fly)
Lineage: Eukaryota; Metazoa; Arthropoda; Insecta; Diptera; Muscidae
Product: UPF0545 protein C22orf39 homolog
Exons: 2
Coding region: 96-554 (152 amino acids)
Source: RefSeq, a predicted model, not a curated record
CUGAACAAAUCAGCUGUUUGUGGUCAUUGUACCUUUCUAUUUACAUUUCAAAACAUGUGUUAAAUAAUCAAUUUUUAGGACAAAAUAAGGAAAACAUGACAGAAAAGGACACAAAUGCAAAUGAAGUCAAGCCCACGGGUCUCAAGGAUGAAUGGGCGAUAAGGCCCUGUUCCGUUUACAAAGAUGAAUAUGAUGAUUGCACCAGUUUUAAGGCUAGAUUCCAUCAAUACUUUAUACACGGAGAAAACACCGACUGUAGUCAAUGGCAGACAGACUAUAAAAACUGUGUAAAAUAUCAGGAUUCCAAUGGCAAUGAUGUUGCGGCCGGUGAGGCAGUUAUUCGAAGUGAAGAAGAAAGACGUUUGAAACGUUUCCAUGGUCAUUAUGGCAAUACGGUUUGGCAGAAACGAAAAAGUCCACCGGAAGAUUGGGCGGCGCCAUUGCCCGAAUGGAUGGCAAAGAAAAAUGAGAAUUCCUACCUCCAGCUGAAACAAAUGGAACUCGAGGGCCGAGCCGAACCCACAGAAACAAAAUCUUAUUGCAUGAUAAUGUAGUAGUACAAGCAAAACUUGUUAGUAAAUUUAUUUGCAAUUUAUUACACCAGA